GAUGAACAUAAUUCUCAUUACUCUUUGAGGUUUCUUGGAAUGGCUGAAAAGUAUCAUAUUAUUGUUCUUUGCCUUCCUCCUUAUACUACUCAUAUGCUUCAACCAUGUGAUGUAAGAGUCUUUAGUCCUUUAUCCACCUUUUAUAAAAAGGAAGUAGUAGAAUUGGCAAGACAAAAUGUGUCAAUUGACAAGUAUAAUGUUAUUAAAACAUAUACUAAUGCUAGAGAGAAAGCUUUUACUCCUAGUACUGUCAAAGCUGCUUUCCUUAAAUGUGGAAUUCAUCCUUUCAAUCCUGAU
Molecule: messenger RNA, 297 nt
Organism: Fomitiporia mediterranea MF3/22
Lineage: Eukaryota; Fungi; Basidiomycota; Agaricomycetes; Hymenochaetales; Hymenochaetaceae
Exons: 1
Molecular function (GO): nucleic acid binding
Source: RefSeq, a predicted model, not a curated record